CUCUAGCCAAACUUGGUGACGUGCCAAGAGAGCUGCCUAGGAAAGGUGGGACCCUGGGACCCUAAGGAGGAAUCAAGUUUUGACUGACACUUUGUUGAGGUAGUGCCACAGAAAGGAACGCUACUCUAGAGAGGCAGAACCUCAUAGCUAGAGGCGGAGCCGAGAACUGAGAGGGCCGGUUAUCCGCCCAGAAGGCCCAUUAGGGCUUCCGGGCGCACUGAACACUGAAGGUGGCGUCGGUGCACCGGUCUCGCGGUGCCCGCAGGCUGCCUUCAUUGAACCGAGUUGCUGUGGUAGUGGAUCAAGGCUCAGGCUUCACCAAGGCAGGCUUCGCUGGGGAGAUCAAGCCGCGCGUCGUGCUGAAGAGCUCGAAUCUGAUGCCCAGUUGGGACCGGCCUGUGCUGCCAGGAGUACCCGGUUGCGAGCUGGCGGGAGGCGUGGCCCGCGCGCACCCUAUCAAGCAUGGAGUUGUAGUGGAUUGGGACGCACUGGAGGGACUGUGGGAGCGCCUAAUGGUGGGAGGCCUGCAGAUCCACCCGGAGCAGUGGCCUGUACUGGUGAGCGACUCGCCAUCAGCACCACCCGAGGGCCGAGAGAAAGUGGCUGAGCUGCUGUUUGAGGCCCUGACAGUGCCUGCGUGCCACAUGGCCAGCACGGCGCUGCUGGCACUCUGCUCCGUCGGAGCUUUCAGUGGGCUGGCUGUGGAGGCGGGAGCGGGCGUGUGCCACGCCACACCCAUCUACGCGGGUCACUCGUGGCACAAGGCCACCUUCCGUCUGAAUGUGGCAGGCAGCACCCUGUCGCGCUACUUUCGCGAUCUGCUGGUGGCAUCGUGCCCAGAUCUUCAGCUGCAUGCCCUGCCCCGCAAGACCGUUACACAGCUCAAGAAGCGCUGCUGCUAUGUGUCGCUAGAUUUCCAGGGUGAUAUUUGUGACCCUGCCCGCCACCAGAGGGCCUGUUUUUGCCUGGGCAAAGGCUGCUACGUGCGCCUAGGCAGUGAGCGCUUCCGCUGCCCUGAACCCAUCUUCCAGCCAAGUCUCCUAGGCCACCCUGAGCCAGGACUGCCCACGUUGGCCUUCCAGGCACUGCAGAAGAUACCCACAACACUGCGGACACGGCUGGCCAAUACGGUGGUGCUAGCUGGUGGUUCCACCCUUUUCCCUGGCUUUGUGGAGCGCAUGAACCUGGAGCUCCAGGCACAGUGCCGGAGGCAUGGGUACCCGGCCCUGCAGCCCUGUCUGGUGGCUCAUCCUGGCCGGGGCACAGCUGUGUGGACUGGAGGUUCUAUGAUGGCCUCCUUGCACUCCUUUCAGCGCCGCUGGAUGACUCGGGCCAUGUACCAGGAAUACGGCCCUUUCCUGGUGCGAGAAGUGUUCGAUUGAGUUUUAUAUUGAUCGAGAAUGGAUGGUGCCACCAGGGCGCACUUCAGGGGCUACUUCGGGAACAGAGGUUGCAAUUCUGUCCUAGCAUGGAGAACCAGAUAAAUAUUAAAGUGUUCACA
Rattus norvegicus (Norway rat) is the source of this 1501-nucleotide messenger RNA. RefSeq names its product actin-like 10 (gene Actl10). The record is from RefSeq and is marked inferred. The transcript has a single exon. Lineage: Eukaryota; Metazoa; Chordata; Mammalia; Rodentia; Muridae. Bases 378 to 1382 code for a protein of 334 amino acids.